UAUUAGCAAGAUGUUGAAAUAUGACAACUGACCAGCGGGCUGAUGACGUAUAACCUUAAGUUUGAAUGUUAAACCAGCGGUCAUCUUGGUCUUGAUAAAUAAAUAAAUAAAUAAAUAAUUUUAAAAAAUGUUAAGAUGGAUACUGAUGUAUCCAGUGAACUUGAUCCUCAAUAUUUACUUGGGCAACUGAAUACUGCUAGAAGUGAAAUUAACAAUCUAAGACAACAGGUAAAAGGCCUGAAAUAUAUUUUUGAAAAAGAUGUCAGUAAUAUAAAACGUCUUAUUGGACGCCAAGGCGCUGUAGCUGAAAUUGAUCCGGCAGUUGAAGCUUCGACUUCGACUUCACCUUCUAUUUUACAAUCAACCAGUAGUUUAGCUCUAGAACCUAUUGGUAUAAUCAACACGGGGUUUCCUAGCAAACGCGGGACUCCAAGACAACCGGGAAUUGGCAAAGAAUCACGUGGGAAGAUAACUUUAUUUAAUACUGUGUUUACUAACCCGGAGCACGCACUCAAUGGACUUGAAGACUACUCCCAUAUGUGGAUUCUGUUCCACUUUCAUAGAAAUGAUUCGACGCAUGUGAGAGCCAAAGUAGCACCGCCAAGACUCAAUGGCGCGAGGACGGGAGUAUUUUCUACGCGGUCACCGCACCGGCCGUGUCCGAUAGGUUUGAGUUUGGUGAAGAUUAUAAAUAUUGAAGGGAACACUAUUUUGUUUGAAGGGGUCGACACGGUGGACGGGACCCCGGUGCUGGAUAUAAAGCCGUACAUUCCUCAGUAUGACGACCCGCUACAUGUAGAGCAGCAGAUGCGACGUGAAAGUGUCCAAGAGUUUGAUGAUAGAGUGGAUCUGUACAAUGACACUGCCAAUGGAGAUAUUGAGUGUUUUGGUGAAGCUCAGCUGGAUGUGUCGAGAGACGAGGAGCUGGCGAUGAGACUGCAGGCUGAAGAGUUCCAGGGUAUAGGUAAUGAUCUAAACUUAUCGCAGAGACCUUUGGACCCUUUAGCUGAUGGUAAUCUAGAAGCGAGCAAUGGACCGGUUGAUGAUCCAGUACCUGGGCCAUCUAGACUUGGAUCAGAAAAUCCUCAAGCUACGGGACCUGAUCCGAGUGCUUUACCAGAGUCAGAAGACGCGAGGAACUCGAGACUUCUUGACGGCGCUGAUGGACCCAGCAUCGUCUGUGUAACUGACAUGGACUUAAUUAACAGACGCGCGUUGAACCCUCGUCUAGAUAACUCGCCAAUUAGAAUGGGAGUCCGGGAAGCGCCUGAUGGAGAAGAGGGAUUCGAAUCACAGCCAUUGAGACCGUCGCUUACUGUCGGUAAUAUUCAGAGUAUUCCUGCUGCUGGGACUUUUCAAAACUUUCCCACGGCAAGAUCCAGCGCUGAUACCCCAGACAAUCAAUUCCAAGUUCGUGUUCCCGACUGGAUUUCUCAGCCGCUUUCCCAGUCGCUGUCCGUGGUCUUCAAUGAGCGAGCCGUGAGACAGCUCACUGAGAUAGCAAAGGACAAAUCUGAGGAACAGAAGCGCGCGAUUCUAAAUGUACUGCGCGAAGAUCCGCGGUCUGUUUAUCUGCGCCAGCGGUGGGCCAAUCAAUUUUACACAUUUUUAAUAAAUGAUCUUCACAUCAGCUGUAGAUUUGAUGACACCAGACAUAUCGUCACGGUUUUUCAGGUGCGUCACGCUGGGCGGACGUGCGAAUGCGGCGAACCUGAAUGGCAGUGUCUAGGUCAUUCACCUAUAUCCUAAUUAAUUAAUUAAUUAAUUAUUA
Microplitis demolitor is the source of this 1771-nucleotide messenger RNA. Its product is annotated as tRNA (adenine(37)-N6)-methyltransferase. The transcript is spliced from 3 exons. Bases 136 to 1749 code for a protein of 537 amino acids. Lineage: Eukaryota; Metazoa; Arthropoda; Insecta; Hymenoptera; Braconidae. The record is from RefSeq and is a predicted model, not a curated record.